AAGACAGACGCGAAGAGCGUCAAAACGAGUGCGGUUGCUUGACCUGUAUGCGCUGGCGUUUCUUGUCUUAUCUUAUCAGAGUUUGACGAAGCCUCUAGAUAUUUGGCCGGUGCUUAAAGGGAAAGCCCGUGUGUGCCCGUGACGUAUUUUUAUUUCUCUUCCUGCGAAGGUGCCCUCAAGAGGACCGUCUUCAUCUGAGCUCCAGACAAUAACAUGGUCUCCUAUAAGGCGGCGUUGCUGCUCCUGGUUGUAACCCUGGCGGUGGUCGAAUCCAGACGUGAAAUCAAAUACAAGAUCAAAAAACAAGACUUCCUUCAAAGGUAUCAAGAGGAAAACAAGAACAGGACUGAAGAAUCCCAGUCCGACCUGUGCCACAAAGUAGCGUUGAGGAGGUGUGGACAGAACUUCAUGAAAGUCUUCAACCUAGUGGAGUACCUAUCGGGAGCGGAUUACUACAAUGCACAGUGCACGCUUAGAAAGGCGUUCUUCGCCUGUCUGGACAAGCUACGUCAACGUCCCUGCCGCAAGCGACGUCUGGCGUCUCUGGACGACCGCAGGUUUCGGAAAAGGCUUGCCGACGCCCUCUGGGAGACCCGCGUCUGCGUCCUCGGAAUCAAAGACGUCGAUGAACUGCCUCCUAAGAAGAAAUCUCCGAAAUAGCUACUGGGAACGAGGACAACUGGAACAUAUGGCAUUGACGAGGCAUAAAGCAGCUCUUCCGGGAAACAGAACGAUGUCACAGUUCUGGACGCACUCAACAUAGGCAUCUGCCAUUGUAGCUCUGCAAAUUCCCAAUGAAUAUAAGCAGACGACAUUAUAUAUAAAGUAUUGUCUAGACUUUAUAAACGCAUUCGCGAAAAUGACUAGAGGACACUUAUCGUAAAGAAAUACGUGUUUUAUUGCUCGGCCAUUUGAUGUGGCAAAUGUGAACCAACCUAUGUGCAUCCAGAACUGUAACACGAAGGAGAAACAUGCGUGCACUCGAGUCAAUUGCGCUAUACAGCAACUUUUCCCAGAGGUUCAAGUUUAUGUGAGUGUGAUGUUAUAAAGAUUUGCCAAAAUGAUGCAUUUAAUUAGAAAGAUACAUCGCGAAACGCAAAAAAAAGAAAAAAAAAGAAAACCAGACCUUGGUUGUGGUUGCGCAUAUAUUUGAAAGAUGCACUAUUUUACGCUGUAAUUUAAUAUACCUUAUGUGUCCAAUACAUGUUCCUCAACCAUAAAGUUUUUCUGGUAUUUCGCUUUCUCGGCCAGUGAUUAAAUCAAAAAUGUUUUCAAGGUAGUAAGUUCAAGACCUUGAUAUAGUUUCACACAUUCAACGUAUCUGUAUGGUGUGAUCAACGAUCAUGCCGACCGGUCAAUUUGUGUCAUCAAGCCGAAUACAAGGGCGAUCUGGGAUCCAAUGUGUGAUAAGAGAUCAAGCUUCGUUAAACGUUGACUUUGUAUGACCAGCAGAUGACACACGAAAGAGAGAGAGAAAAAAGGCAGACUCAUAUUUUCCACGCUACAUUAUAGCUAGGCCAUUUCUCACGACGUGGGGCAUGUAUUGUGCCAAGCCAAAUAUCACGCGAAAGACACUUCAAAGACCUUCACCUUUCUCCACAAGAUCGCAAAUCCAAUCUCCUUCCAAAUCUUUUCCCUAACAAGGUGAACCUUCAUAUCACAUACGACAGUACAGGAAACAGAAAGCGAAGCGCGUGAACGGAGCAGGUGGCGCUAUCAACAGACGGGAAAACAAGAUCACCGACGUGACUUCUUUCCAGCGAGACGCCUAACGGCAGGUCUGCUUUUCGUCCUCACGAAGACCCUUGAGGAAAGCUCUAUCACGUCUCAGAUCCAUUAUAGAGAUCAAGGCGGCUGUCUUGUUUUUGUUGAGAUGCGUGUGAAGGGGAUCACAAAAUGAAAUAAAAACAGCACUUUUAUAAUGCAGGUGUUUACCGUUGAAGCAACUAGACGACAUUGUUUGUUGUACCGCUUUGUUGGAAAAUAUAAUGUCCAAGCUUAUGAACCAAAGUGCAAGAAGUCCACCCUAUUGAGAGCAAUUAUGCAUUGCUUUUUUUUUUUUUUUUCACCUUAAAAGUUUCCGUAUCGCUCCGUGUUUAGACUUUCUUCCCCCAGAAAUUUCCGAAAUCAAAAUUAACUAAUACAAACGCUUUCUAGCUAAACAUAUGGGGUUUUUCCCAAUUGGAGCAGAUGACACACGGCGCAAAUGGGAAACGAAGCUCUGUAGUAGCCACACUGUACUAGAAGCGUCCUCACAUGUAGCACAGCCCAUUAGAGAAAGCAAUACAAUUUGUUUCAGUUCAUUAGGUAGUGAAAUGCUGAACUGUAGGUUUCAUUAUUUAAAUGUGGUAUUUGCGCUUUUUUAAAACGAGUCUGGGCGCAGUAACGUUUCUUUCUCCCACAUUCUCUCCAACACUGUUAAAACAGAGCUUCACCACAUAACACGCUCCUAGCCAGCCACCAUUCUGAAUGAUACCGUUCUCUCCCCUGAUUUGUUGAAGACAAGAGAAGGCGCCUCUCUCAGAGUGGAACAGGUUGUCCACACGUUAAAUGAGCAUAGCAGUAUUUGUCUUCUAGAGUUGGCCCUUUCUUCGUGCAUUGAUGUAACAGGCAAAACCGUCCAUAUGUUACCCUUUCCAUGUACUUUGGUCGUAUUCGUAUCAUUCGUUUGCGUAUUUAAAGGAUCCCCGAGAAAGAGAACGAAAAAAGGGAAGAAAAAGGAAAGGUGUAUAGCUUACGCAUCAUUAGGAUAAGAUUAUAUUUCAAGCUUUCGCUCCAGGUAAUAGAGCUUUCGCAGGUGUUUCGAAGUGACGGCACGCGUUUUGCUUUCUACCAACCUUGGGUGCUUUUGUUCAUUGUCUAUAUCUCGUAUUGUUCAUGCGAACAGUGUGACUUUUAUACUUGCAACUAAGCUUACAUGUAGGCUCAACAUACAUUGCUUGCCCACUAAAAAAAUUGUCGGACAAAUAUUUUUUUUUUUUUUUGGCGGCGGCGGCGGCGACCUAUUCACGUCUCCAACACAUCAUAUCGCGAGGGAGCUGUAAAUAAUUUGUCCAACGGCUCUUUAUCGGACACAAUUAAACCACUAAUACGACGUGCGUGACGCUAUCCUGUGUCGCUAGAGAUGUCUUUUUGCGUGCAUGAGCAGUACUCCGACCCUGAACCAGGAGCGAAUUGUACCCCCAUAGUAAAGAAAAAGGUUAUAUAUAUAUAUAUAUAUACAUAUAUAUAUAAACGAGACGGCGAACUAAAGACGAAAGGCGCACGACUGUUCACCCUGUCUCGGGUUUUUAUCAUUUUCGUGAUCAUGUACCAGCUCGCCUGUGCCCUGGUCUCCUCCUGCCUAUCUAUCUCCAUAGGUCCUUCUAUGCCUGCAGCACCUACGUGACACCGCGUCGAAGUCAGCUAUACACCACCCGCUGCGUUAAGAGUUUGCGUGAGCUUGCGUGCAUUGGAGAACUGCAGUCCAAUUAAUGGGGUGCAUCGUUAUAGACUACUGGCCGUACGCAUUGCAUAGUCUCUCAUUGCCUCGAAUUCUUAUGUUCUGUGAUAAGUUUUAAGCCAUGUUGCCGACAGUGUGCACAGAAACCUUCCACCGUGGUGUUGAUGUACUGAAGUGAUAUGCUCUCAUGCUUUUUAUGUACCUGACAGCUGUCGACUUAUUUUCAACGCUCGAUCGUUAUUUAUAUGUAUUUUAAAAUGUAUCUACGUAUUUACGCACCCUAAUUAUUUUAUGUACAAUCGAAUAGGCUUUUGUUUUAGCGAGUUUAUACCCGCUGCAUCCCAUCGUUCAAUUAUGUACUAUUUGAGGACCCCGAAAAGGAUGUGCCAAUGUGCUCUGUAUAUCAGAUCCGAUAUGCGCUAACGGAACAGAUAUUUCAGAAUGUGUUCCAGUUUUUAUGUGGUGCUCGAAAACAUAGCGCGUAACCAUCGAAUGGUCCUGAUGCCGAUGUUUAACGUGUAAUAAUAAAGUACAGUGUUACGUA
Molecule: messenger RNA, 3986 nt
Organism: Ornithodoros turicata
Lineage: Eukaryota; Metazoa; Arthropoda; Arachnida; Ixodida; Argasidae
Exons: 5
Coding region: 214-660 (148 amino acids)
Source: RefSeq, a predicted model, not a curated record